AGCAGCAGAAGAAGACAAUUUCGGUCGGAGAUGAAAACAGCAUGGUAGUUGUAAACUUUGCAGAGACGACUGAUAUUGUACAGACAACAAUGAGCAUUUCUAACUGAUUAAACGCAACGAAACCAGAAUCUAGUAUCUGCGUUGUGGUGUGAGGUUGUCAGCGAGCAGAGGCCAUCUAAAAGGAGUGUUGGACUAGAGGCACCCGGCUAAAGUCGACUUCGCAUGCACACGUGGUUUCACCAUGGCCAAAACCAAGAAAUCUGUGACAUUUUCGCUCUCAAGCGACGCGGCCCCGGGUGCGAUGGGGUCGGAGGAGAGCGAGGAGGAAGAUGUGGACACACACAACAUCAUGAGCGCCAGCGAAGACGAGGAUGGCAGUGGGGAUGAGCGUAAACACACCAAGCUGCUGGAGGCCAUCGGUGCUCUCGGAGGCAAGAGGAGGAAGAAGCUGACUGAGCGUUCUGAGGCCAGCAUUCAGGUGUCAGAGUUCGCCGUCAAUGCAGAAGGUGCUGGGGAGAAGGUGGCUCUGGAGGAUCUGUUGCGCUCGUCAGGGGAGGUGGCCCGGACCGCCACGGCGCUCACACACACACACAAGCAGCUCCAGAAGCUGCACAACACACACACACAAGCCACGCUCGAGACCCCCCUCAGCAAACAGCAGACCGAGAAGAUCCAGCGUGAGGCUGCGUUUGAGAAGGCGUCGACGGAGGUGUCUCGAUGGGAGACUACCGUGAAAGAACACCAGAGGGCGCCGCAGCUGGUGUUCCCAUUACACCACACCACAGCCAGGCCGCAACGCAUAGAGCAGAGAGUAGCACACUGGAAGAGCCAGACUCCGUUGGAGCAGGAGGUGUUUGCGUUGCUUCACGCCAACAAGCAGCCGACCCUUGACCCUGUCCUGACCCCCAUGGAGGAGGCGGAGCUACAGGCCAUGAGCAUCGAGGAGGCUAAGGUGCGGCGUGCUGAGCUCCAGAAGGCUCGUGCUCUCCAGUCGUACUACGAAGCCAAAGCCAAACGGGAACGCAGGAUCAAGAGCAAGAAGUACCACAAGGUGGCGUUGAAGAGCAAGAGGAAAGCAGCUGAACUGGAGUUUGAGGAGAUGAUGAAGACUGACCCCCAGAGGGCAGUAGAGGAACUGCAGAAGAUGGAGAAACAGAGGAUAGAGGAGCGCAUGUCUCUAAAGCAUCAGAAUAGCGGCAAGUGGGCCAAGUCCAAACUCUUCAUGGCCAAAUACGACCUGGGGGCGCGUCAGGCCAUGCAGGAGCAGCUGGAUCUGAAUCGUCAGCUGACCCAUAAGCCCCUCCCCUCCUCUGAGCUCCAUGACGACAGCGAUGACGAGCAGGAGGCCUCAUCCAAUGAGGAGGCGCCGCUGCCCGACGUGGCCAACGAGGCAGCCAAUCAGAAAGAGGGGGCCAACCCCUGGAUGAGCAUCACGGCCGUCAUGACAACCAGCCUACAGGAAACGGGAAGGGGCGAAGUCAGCACCUCAGACAGACCUGCGGAUGAAGUGAACGGAGGAGGCGAUGGACUGACAGAAGCGAGGGAGGAAGAGGAAGAGAAGGAGGAGGGAGAGAAAGAGGAGGGAGAGGAGGAGCGCUUGCUGGGGGAGUUUGCACGACGACGACAGAUGAGGAAGAGUAGCGAUGAAGAACAAGAACAAGAGGUAGAAGAGGAGGCGGCACAGGAAACAGUGUCUCCAAGCCCUGCUCCUGCUGCUGCUGCUGCUGCUCCUGCUGCUCCUGCUGCUCCUGCUGCUCCUGCUGCUCCUGCUGCUCCUGCUGCUCCUGCUGCUCCUGCUGCUCCUGCUGCUCCUGCUGACACAAUGGCCCUCCAUGGUGAUGAUGAUGACGAUGAUGAUGAAGAUGAGGAGGAGGGGCUUAUGGACGCAACUGCAGCGUCGGAGCUCAACGCUCUCUUCGGCCGCCUGGCUCGGCAGGGACAGGCCCAAUCCAGCGUCACCGUGGAGACGGGCAGCGAUGAGCCGCUAUUGGACGAGGACACCACCCGCGUCCGCACGCUGGACGACGCCCAGGCACUGACCGACGCCCACAUGGAGCCAAAUCCCGCCCCCGAGGUGGCUGCAGCUGGUAUCCAAGGUGAUGCGGAUGACUCCGCCUCUAAAAAGGUGAAAGGUCGUCGUAAGGGCAUCGACCCCAAACAGGUGCUGACUAAGCAGGCCAGCAGCAUCAGGGUUCCCAUGGCAACGGCCGCUGUGGAGGAUGCGGAGGAUGAGGCUCUCGACGAGCAGGUGGACGUGAUCCGGGAGGCGUUUGCAGGCGAUGAUGUCAUAGCUGACUUCCUGAGGGAGAAGAGGAACAAGGAAGUAGCCGGCCGUCCGAAAGACGUCGACCUAUCACUGCCCGGCUGGGGAGACUGGGGCGGAGUCGGGGUCAAACCCAACAAGAAAAAACGCAAACGCUUCCUGAAGAAAGCUCCGCCUCCCGUCCCUCGUAAAGACCGGAAGCUUCCGGCCGUCAUCAUCUCAGAGAAGAGAGACGCCUCACUAGCCGCACACCAGGUGACCCAACUCCCCUUCCCGUUUGAGAACCCGGCCCAGUUUGAGCGCGUGGUGCGUUCUCCUCUGGGCGCUACGUGGAACCCUGAGCUAGCGGUGAGGAAGCUAACGGCCCCGCGCGUCGUCACCAAGGCCGGCGCCAUCAUCCCCCCCAUGUGCCGCGAGGACGUCAACCGCAAGCGGCCCGCCACCGCCCCCGGCCAGCACCAGAACCAGCGCAACGCCCCGGACCUACCGCUAGGAGGCGCCGAGGAGCAGAGUGGCAAACAGGCUAAACAGGCCAAACAGGGGGGCAAGGAGAAGAAGAAGACAGGCAGGCAAUGGAACAGGGGCAAGAGGCAGAAGACAUGAAGAUAACAUGACCUUCACAUGAAGAAAACACGACCUUGACAUGACCUACAAGAAGACGUGAAGAAGACAUGUCCUACAUCUGACUGCUAUACCUUGUGACCUUCACAUGACCUUCAUCUGAAGAAGACAUGACCCCAAAACCUGUGACCUUCACCUGACAUUCCCCUGACCUCCACCUGCCCUCUUCAUCCCUGUGACCUUCACCUGACCUCCACCUGAAGACGACAUGGGGUUAUUUCCAUCGUCCUAACUCCCGUAUUCCCUUGUACCACUGGAGGAUGUCUCAACACCCCAUUGACGACAGAAGACCUUUUCAUUGCGUCAAUGGCGUCUUGUGAUGUCACCACAAGCAGAAGGGAGGACGGGAGUGAGGAUAAUGGGAAGAGCCCCGUGACCUUGAGAACAUGACGACCUUGGACAUACUGGACAUUUUCACCCGUGACCUUGAGAACAUGAUGAC
This is a messenger RNA of Engraulis encrasicolus (European anchovy), 3326 nucleotides long. RefSeq lists its product as uncharacterized. The transcript is spliced from 20 exons. The record is from RefSeq and is a predicted model, not a curated record. Lineage: Eukaryota; Metazoa; Chordata; Actinopteri; Clupeiformes; Engraulidae. The coding region runs from base 242 to 2866 and encodes 874 amino acids. Gene Ontology annotation, biological process: rRNA processing. Gene Ontology annotation, cellular component: small-subunit processome; nucleolus.